AGCGCUGGUGGUGGUUACUCCAGGUAGUUAUCGGUGCUCGUGCGCGGAACGGAACUAAAUCAGCUCUAGCAGCAGCAGCAGAAGCAGCAGCAGUACAGGGUACAGGGUUUUGAGGGGUUGCUGCUGCUGCUGCUGGUAACUCGCGAUGGCGGGGGUGAACGAUCGAGGAAACGUUGGUUGAGGAACAGAACGGAGCUCAAGCUCAUAUCAGUGAGACCCGCGUCGCGAUAGCGUACACUACCGCGCACAUUCCGACCAUAGCAAACUAGGUCAAGCUCACUGCCGCUUCUGCACGGCUCGCUCUCUUAGUCGCAUCACAGCCAGCCGUGCAGGAGCGCCCUUACGCUCCUUCCUUCUUUUAACUCAGAUGACAAGAAUUUAAAUGUACAAUUAGCCAGUAUUAAAACAAAACAUCUUUAAGAUUAUUUCGUGGUAUAAGUCACAGACAAUCAAAAAUAUGUAUUGGUUCAUAAGUAUUACCAUUUUAACCACCGCCACAACAGUAUUUUCCUGCCGACAAAGUGAAUUUCAAUGCGGGAACGGAAGAUGUAUUACGCUCAAUAAAGUGUGCAAUGCCUUGGACGACUGCGGCGACGGAUCCGAUGAGCAACGAGCAUGCUCUCCUUGCAAUAAAACUUACUACGGUGAUGUGGGGAAAACUUACUACCUCGAACUCCAUCGACCCAAAGAGGACAAAGUACCUUACUUCUGCAAGCUGACAUUCAACGCUCCCGGUGGUAACUUUGGAGAUAUUGUUCAGCUAACUUUCGACAGUUUUACUCUUGGAAAAUUCGUCUCUUUUACCGCGGAAGGAUGUCCUGAUGGAUCACUGCAAAUAUCAGAGGCUCAGCGUCCCGAUGUAGGCGGGUUGUGGUGUGGCACAUCAUGGGGACCUGCAAUUUACUACAGUGAAACUCCAAUCGUCACCAUUUCCCUCCGACUUUUUAGAUUGAGUCAAGAUCAAACGGGAUUUAACUUUGACUUUCGUAUGGCUUAUAAGAUGAUCCGAAAAUCCGACGCCGUAGUUCGAUAUGGAAAUCCUUUCGUUGGUAUGACUCAAGUAACUCAAGCGACAACAACAUUGGAGCAGAUCUCGACGGAAUAUUCAAAUACAACAACGUUAAUAUCCACAUCGCCGGGAGUUGAAAGUGUUGAAUACGAAGAGCAAUUUAGAGAUAGUAAACCAGUUCUCGAACAACAAUACCUCGGGGAUCUCAUUUCAGGUACAUACUGCUCGCGGAUAUUUAGCGACUGCGACAAAAAAAAGUGUAGACUGCAGUCACCGAAUUUUCCCGGUCUCUAUCCACGUAAUCUCACCUGUUAUUACGCUGUACGACAACAUGAAAUUCCAUCAGGAAAACAUGCUCUGAUCACUGUUCGACAACCACGAGGACAACUAAUUGCUGUUCGAGCUCGUCCAGCAAGCCAAGCUGAGCCCGCACCUCGAGAGCUUCGUCUCUGGCAAGACUGCGAUGUUGUACAAGACUACGUGACUAUUUACGAUGGCUACACUACUCGUGAUCCAGUAAUCCUUAAAUUCUGUGGCGGAGGAGAACCCGUCCCUGAGGCUACCAGUAGUGGCGCUGAAAUUCUUGUCGAGUUUACCACUUCACCAUACGGCACCUUUCUUCAUCCCACUCCACCCCACUCAUUACAUGGAUUUCAACUAGAAGUUCAAGUUAAAUUUGUCGACGCGGACUCACCAACUUAUGCCAAAAACAAACGAUGUGAAUUUUGGCUGCAAGGUAAUACGGGUGGAGUCCUCAGUUCUCCGAGUCAUACCUUACCCAGGAACACAACUUGUCUGUAUCAUUUGCGCGGAGAUGGUCCAGUCACCCCGAGUCCAACACCACCGAGACCUCUUCCCAAAUUUCCAGAGACUCGUCCCGGCACUGUGUGGAGAAAACCUCCACCCAAACCACCUCAGCCGCAGUUCAGAGUUUGGCUUUCGAUUCUCAAGUUUCAUAUUGGAACAAACCCCACAGUUGUCCCUUCACAGAACGCUGCCUCUGACGAUGAUUGCAAUACCACUCUCUUUGUUUGGGAUGGUGAAAUGCUGCCCUUAUCUGACUGCAACGAUAUAUCUUGUGAAAAAGAAAGGUUGAGAUAUAUGGAGAGGACAGGAGACUCUAUAACCCCAAUAGGUGCAGGACCACACAGCAAUACAUCUCUAUUAGCAAGAUACUGUAAAGAUCGAGUCCCUAAAACUUGCGACCACGCUAUUUUACAAAAUACCAGUCGACCCUGCUCACUUGUCGAGGGUUUUAUUUCUUCUGGCAACAGCCUUACCAUCGAGAUACGUAUGAUUGAGUCUACGGCUCUCAGGCCCGUAAAUUUUCGCGCACUUUAUGAGUUUGUGGAUCUUCAUCACGACGGUGAACCAUACGGCAAUGGACCCUGUUCACGAGUAUUUUACAGCAGAAAUAGAGAUCAGUAUCCAGAUCGGAAAUUCCAAGCUCCGCGGAAUAUUUUUCUUUAUGGUCGAGGGGGUACUCAAAAUUUAAGUUGUGUGUAUCGAUUCGAGGGUGAACAGGAUGAAGUCGUCAAACUACGAUUCAAUAAGCUCCUCAAUGGGAAUCGAACAUGUCGUAGUGUGUCCAGUGUUGACUAUAAUCGGUUUCUCUGUAUUGGCUCCAGCAAUUUCUCACUCAAGGUAAUGGAGCUACCUUGGUCGAACGCAGCCCCGAUUCAAAGAGACUGUCUUUGUUCGAACCGAUCUCUACCGAUAAACAUUAAAUCAUUGUCCCACGUUGUUGAAGUACAUUUCACGAUUCAAUCAAUGACUGCCCUCGACGACUAUAAGAAUCUUUUCUUCGAGGGAGUAUGGGACUUCAUCAAGGCUGUGCCGUGUCUUCAAAAGCGACGAGUUCGUGGUCCAUCAGGAGAGAUAAAAUAUGAGCUGCCGCUGACAAAUGAAGAUCAGAAAAAUUGCAAACACCAUCCCUGGCUAAUUGACCCAGGACCGGAACAGUAUCUUUACUUGGAAACACAUGGAGUUGUAAUGAAUAGUAAUAGCAGCAGUAAUAAAUGCUUGACCAGUAAUCGCAUCAUCGUACACACAGGUGGAAAUGUAAAUGUAUCAGUAUGUCCAAAACCAGAAUCUGACUCAAGACACAAAGUUGUAAAAGUUUUCAGCAAAGGUUGGUCUGUCGAGCAUAAAACAAUGAUGCUUGCACCGCGUUUUGAUCCAAUGAGAACAAUUGCCGUUGAGUUUAUUAUGAAUGAAGCUGACUCUUACACUGUUACGUGGCUUGAAUUAACUAAAAGAUGGCCGUCGUCAAUAAUGUCAAUAGCAGAACCAGGGGAAAGUCUACCACGUGAUUGUGAGCAACGGUGUCCAGAAUUGAAUGCCUGUAUAAAUACAUCAUUGUGGUGUGAUGGGACUUCUCACUGUCCGUCUGGUUACGAUGAAGCGCUCACUCAUUGUUCAAUGCUUCUGCGACUUCCUCCUCUGCAUUUGGCUAUCGGUGCCUCAAUAGUAGUUACAAUAAUUGGCACUACAUGCAUCAUCUUUUGGCGAUGUGUACGUCGAAAAGCCAACCGUUCAAUUUCACAGCACCGGCUUAAAAGUAUAUCAUCAGAGACAGCUAUUAUUGGAGAUGGAAAGGAAGUUAUCUGCUGACAAAGCGACAGUUCUGUACGUUACGUCGAAGUUGACCGGGUUACUACUGUGUGACGAUCGUUACGAUCGUCAUCAUCAUCAUUAUCAUCACCAGUGAUGCCAUCGGUAUAUCUAUGGCUCGUUCAUUGCUCCUUUGUGGGUCUCAAACGGUGGUACGGACAUGAUGCCUUGUUAACACACUAUUUAAUGUUGUUAUGGCUACUUAGUGCCGUUAAAGUUAUUAUUAUCAUCCUUCACCCCCUGAUUCUCAAAAGUGCCAUUUGCAAUAAUAUCUAUUGUAAAUUUUAAAGAAUGUAUGAACGAGCUAUAAUAAUUAUACCGAAAAACUCGAUUUUCCGUGCAGAGCUGUCUAUUAUUAUAACUAUUGCGAUAAUUUAUUAUUAUCAAUUACCGUGUAUGAGAGGUGUGUGUUUGUGUACGUUCGUCCGUAUAAAAUCUCACAAAUUAUUGAGUUGUAUUUUCUCAAUAGAGACCCAUUUUAAUAAUAUAAAAUAUAAAUUAUUAUUAUUAUAAGGAAAAGGUGGUCGCAUAUACACUGAAUCUUUUAAACGAGUGUGUUGAUUCCACUGGGAUUUUUAAAAAAUGUAUAUCUGUUGGAGUAAACACUGUACUCGAUGUGAUUUUAUUUUAUUUUUUUUUCUUUUUUUAUUAUGUUCACUCUACUUCCCCGGGAAUUCUCUCGAUAACAAUGACCACACGCUGCCAAUACUUUAUUGAUCAUACCAACAGGAAUAUAAUUAAUGUACAAUAUUUUCACACAACUUGAAUGAUAUAUAUAUCUAUAUAUCUUUUAAAUUAUUUAAACCCGAAUGAAAAAAAACUUGCGACCAUUAAAAUAAUAAUAAAACAAUUAAGCGUGGUUUUUAAUCACAUUUUUUAACAAGGACAAUAACUAUAUAAAAAUGAAAAUAAAUGUCUUGAAUCGAGAGAUUUGCGUGGAAAAUUGUAUGAAUAUAUUUGUAAAAAUAUAUCGAGUUUAAAGUGUUUAAAGAUUUGAUGCAUAUAAACAGGUUAAUAAUGAUGAUAAUAAUAAUAAUAAUUAAUGAUUAAACAAUACUUAAAAAAAUAUAAAGAAAUUGUAGAAAUUGGAAAAGAAAUUAAUGAUAAUAAUAAUGUUAUAAUCAUAUACGUUCGAUUGAGAAUAUGUCUAUGAAUAAAUGGAAUUAAUGUAUAAAUGCGCACGAGUAUACUGCCUGAGCAGUAUGUACAUAGAAAUAUAGUAGAAAAUUACGUUAUGAAACACAAUAUAAAUUUAGAAAACUUAUUUGGCAUUGUAAUAAUUUAAUGUGUACUGACCAAAUUCAAGAUAUGUAGGUAUAAGAGUGUUGCAUUACUUUAAAAAUAUAAAAAUGAAGAAAAAAGAAUUUUUAGGCAUUAAAAGCAUUCAGGUAUUGAUAUAGAGAAGAUGUAACAAGGUCGUGAAUGAAAAAUUUUUAAGUCGAAAUAAUAAUAAUACGAAUAAUAAAUAAUAAUAACAAUAAUAUUGAUAUGUCAUGUGAAAUAUGCACAUAUAUACAUAUAUAUAUGUUAUUUGGUUCGGAGCUGAGCUUCGAAUUGUUACGCCGAGAUUGACGUCAGCAUCGCGACGAGGGCACGCGGACAAUCCAAUCGAUUUUACGGCACAAGUGUGGAAAAACUAAUGGUACAUGUUUUGUAAUAGACAAAUAUUAAUAAUGUCAAAUUUUUAUUCCUCAAUUUAGCAAGCAUAUUAAAUAACUGACGAUCUCAAUCUCUUAUUUGAAAAAUACUGUACAUAAAUAUCAAUACUGUUUAUAUCUAGUAAGUAAAGAAUUUUUUUUGUGGACUUCCGCGCGUGCUACUUGCACAGCAAAAACUCAAAAAAAAUGACUGGGUCAUGGUUAUUAUUGUUAUUAUUAUUCUUACUAUUGACUAUACAGAGCUAAAAGAAAAAUAAUUAUUAUUAUGGAGUAGUAGUGCUACGCACACAAACAGCGACAAUAUAGUUUGUAAAUCAAUGAAAUAAUUCGGCCAUUUAAAUGUUAGAGAAUCUAGUUAAUUAUUUGCGAGUAACAAAAACAGCCA
Messenger RNA from Cotesia glomerata, 5665 nucleotides. RefSeq lists its product as uncharacterized. The record is from RefSeq and is a predicted model, not a curated record. Bases 458 to 3622 code for a protein of 1054 amino acids. Lineage: Eukaryota; Metazoa; Arthropoda; Insecta; Hymenoptera; Braconidae. Gene Ontology annotation, molecular function: protein binding. The transcript has 14 exons. Gene Ontology annotation, cellular component: plasma membrane.